Messenger RNA from Argiope bruennichi, 2498 nucleotides. It is a transcript of the gene hay, whose product is annotated as general transcription and DNA repair factor IIH helicase subunit XPB-like. The coding region runs from base 145 to 2457 and encodes 770 amino acids. Gene Ontology annotation, biological process: nucleotide-excision repair; transcription initiation at RNA polymerase II promoter. The record is from RefSeq and is a predicted model, not a curated record. Gene Ontology annotation, molecular function: DNA binding; 3'-5' DNA helicase activity; ATP binding. Lineage: Eukaryota; Metazoa; Arthropoda; Arachnida; Araneae; Araneidae. Gene Ontology annotation, cellular component: nucleotide-excision repair factor 3 complex; transcription factor TFIIH holo complex; transcription preinitiation complex. The transcript has 20 exons.
UUUGUUUUGAAACACACGAUACAGCUUGCAGCUCACCGACAGAUGAAAAGAGUAGUGUAAAUUGUUAGCUCUGCUCUCCUCGUUUCUUCAUGAAUUUCAUGCUUAUUUAGAGAAAAUAAACAGUUGUUAAUUUUUUCUUAAAAAAUGGGAAAGACUAGUAAAGAUUGGAAAAAAGGUAAAAAGAAAUUUUCAAAAAGAGGAUUUGAAGAAGAAUUUGUGGAUGAAGAUACUGAAACUGAUAUUAUUCCUGCUGCUGCUGCACAACAAAUUUCUGAUGGAACUCAGGAAGAUGAAUUUGGAGCUAAAGAUUAUCGAAAACUUAUGGAGCUUCGUCUUGAUCAUGAAUCUCGACCAAUUUGGGUGGCACCAGAUGGUCAUAUUUUCUUAGAAGCAUUUUCACCUGUUUACAAACAUGCUCAUGAUUUUCUCAUUGCCAUUUCUGAACCUGUUUGCCGACCUGAACAUAUACAUGAAUACCGGUUAACUGCAUAUUCAUUGUAUGCUGCUGUUUCUGUAGGCCUGCAGACAAAUGACAUAAUUGAAUAUUUAAAGCGAUUAAGUAAAACUAGCAUUCCUGAUGGGAUUGUUGAAUUUAUUAAGCUUUGUACUGUAAGUUAUGGAAAGAUCAAGCUUGUUUUAAAGCAUAAUCGAUAUUUUAUUGAGAGUCCUUUUCCUGAGGUUUUACAAAAACUUCUAAAAGAUCCUGUCAUACAAGAAUGUCGCUUAAAGCGAGAUGCUGAUGAUGUUGGAAAUUUAAUAACAGGAAAAGACUCAACAAAAAAUGCUCUUCAGUUGAAUGGUAGUGCUAGUACCAGUGCAGAUAAAACUCCUGAGAAAAGUGAUACUGUUCCUGAUGAUAUUGCUAAUUUUUAUGAGAAGUUAGAACAUGAAGAUGAAGAAAAGGAAGAUAUGCAAACUGUUGCUGUUGAAAUAAAUCAAGAAAAGAUUGAAGUACUUCAAAAGAGGUGCAUUGAGUUGGAGUACCCUCUACUUGCAGAAUAUGAUUUUAAAAAUGAUACAGUGAAUCCUGAUAUUAACAUGGAUUUAAGACCACUGGCAAUUUUAAGACCUUACCAGGAAAAGAGUUUAAGAAAAAUGUUUGGAAAUGGGAGAGCAAGAUCAGGAAUAAUUGUCUUGCCGUGUGGUGCUGGAAAGUCUUUAGUUGGCGUGACUGCAUGUUGUACAGUCAGAAAACGUUGUUUGGUUUUAUGUAAUUCUGGUGUUUCUGUAGAACAGUGGAAGACACAAUUUAAAAUGUGGUCAACUGCAGAUGAUAGUAUGAUUUGUCGUUUUACUUCAGAUGCUAAGGAUAAACCAAUGGGUUGUGGCAUUUGUAUUACUACCUAUUCUAUGAUAACCCAUACUCAGAAAAGGUCUUGGGAAGCAGAUCAAGUGAUGAAUUGGUUGAAAGAACAAGAGUGGGGUCUAAUGCUUCUUGAUGAGGUACACACUAUUCCAGCUAAGAUGUUUAGACGUGUUUUAACUAUUGUUCAAGCUCAUUGUAAAUUAGGACUUACUGCAACUUUGGUAAGAGAGGAUGAUAAAAUUCAAGAUCUGAAUUUCUUAAUUGGACCAAAAUUAUAUGAAGCCAACUGGUUAGAACUUCAAAAUGGUGGCUAUAUUGCAAAAGUGCAGUGUGCUGAGGUGUGGUGUCCAAUGACACCAGAAUUUUAUCGGGAAUAUCUUAUUGCGAAGGCAGCAAAGAAACUGCUUCUAUUUGUAAUGAAUCCUAAUAAAUUCAGAGCUUGCCAAUUUCUUAUUCGAUAUCAUGAAAUAAGGAGUGAUAAAGUCAUUGUAUUCUCAGACAAUGUUUUUGCUUUGAAGCAUUAUGCUAUUAAAAUGAACAGACCUUAUAUUUAUGGCCCAACCUCUCAAGCUGAGAGAAUGCAAAUUCUUCAGAACUUCAAGUAUAAUCCCAAAGUCAAUACCAUAUUUGUGUCUAAAGUUGCAGAUACUUCCUUUGACUUGCCUGAAGCUAAUGUUUUAAUUCAAAUAUCCAGUCAUGGUGGUUCAAGAAGACAAGAAGCUCAAAGACUUGGAAGAAUUUUGAGAGCUAAAAAAGGUGCAUUUUGUGAAGAGUACAAUGCAUUCUUCUAUACUUUGGUUUCUCAAGAUACAAUGGAAAUGCAUUAUUCAAGAAAGAGACAGCGAUUUCUUGUUAAUCAAGGUUAUAGCUAUAAAGUUAUAACUAAACUGAUGGGAAUGGAAGAGCAAACAGAUUUACUUUAUAAAACUAAAGAGGAGCAAACUCAGCUGCUACAACAAGUACUAGCUGCAAAUGAUGCUGAUGCUGAAGAUGAAAAGAUCCCAGCUGAAUUUUCUGGUGGUAAUCAAAAGGUAUCGCGUCGUGUUGGCAGUAUGAGUUCUUUGUCUGGUGCAGAUGAUGCUGUUUAUAUGGAAUAUAAAUUGAAAAGAGAAGCUAACAGGCAUCCAUUAUUUAAACGAUUUCGAAAGUAAUUGCUUAUGUAUAUAACUGUAAAUAAAUUUUUUAUUAUGAA